This is a messenger RNA of Seriola aureovittata, 2045 nucleotides long. RefSeq names its product muscle segment homeobox 1a (gene msx1a). Gene Ontology annotation, molecular function: RNA polymerase II transcription regulatory region sequence-specific DNA binding; DNA-binding transcription factor activity, RNA polymerase II-specific. Gene Ontology annotation, cellular component: nucleus. Gene Ontology annotation, biological process: embryonic morphogenesis; regulation of transcription by RNA polymerase II. The coding region runs from base 219 to 1070 and encodes 283 amino acids. The transcript has 2 exons. The record is from RefSeq and is a predicted model, not a curated record. Lineage: Eukaryota; Metazoa; Chordata; Actinopteri; Carangiformes; Carangidae.
GAUUUUUUUUUUCCUUGAGUUUCACAGGGGCCAGCCCAUCUCACCCCUGAUUGGCUGCCUCUCUCUCCACGCCUGCCUUAUUAUAGCCCUGCACUCCAAUUUGGUCACAUAAACAUGAGGAUACCGUCACCUUAGGGCGCACCGCAGCAACUUUUUUGUAACUCUUUUGCACGACACCCACGAGCAGCCGCUUCACCACCAGUGCCAGUCGGACCUGUAUGGCCCCAUCGAUCGCCAUGUCAGCUUUGACCGCUGGUUUGAAAACUGAAGACCUUCCUCCCCGCACGGCUCUCGUCAGCAGAGGCGAGAUGCAGACCAGCCUGAGUCCUGCAGAGGAGACCGGGAAGCCCAAAGUCGCUAUUCUGCCCUUCAGCGUCGAGGCACUGAUGGCGGAUAGGAAACCCAGCAGGGAGGUGCCAUCCCCGGAUUCCCCAUCCGUAGCCGGGACGUCCCAAGCGAUGGGAAAGAGCGCACGGAUGGGCUCUUUUGGUAGUCUGGAUACUUCACUUCCUGCUUUACCAAUGAGCUCCUCGUUUUCAGUGGGCGAGAUAAUGAACAUGCCAGAAGACGUGCUGAUUAAACCCGAGAGCCCGGACAGUAAAGAGAGGACUUCAUGGAUACAGAGUCCUCGUUUUUCUCCUACACCUCCACGAAGGUUGAGUCCUCCUGCCUGCCCUCUGCGAAAACACAAGACGAACAGAAAGCCCCGGACCCCCUUCACUACGUCCCAGCUGCUGGCCCUGGAGAGGAAGUUCCGCCAGAAGCAGUACCUUUCCAUCGCCGAGCGCGCAGAGUUCUCCAGUUCCCUCAACUUGACGGAGACCCAGGUCAAAAUCUGGUUUCAGAACAGGAGAGCCAAAGCCAAGCGGCUGCAAGAGGCAGAACUUGAAAAACUGAAAAUGGCAGCUAAGCCUAUGCUGCCUCCAGCUUUCGGGAUUUCCUUUCCUCUCGGUGCGCACGUCCCCGCUUCCUACGCAGGGUCGCACCCGUUCCAGAGGCACUCGCUGCCGGUUUCCCCCGUGGGACUGUACGCGGCUCACGUCGGAUACAGUAUGUACCACCUCGCUUGACAGGGAACGCAGGACGAGGGGUUAAGACUACUUUCUCUGAGAGCCCCAAACGCGAGGUGGGUGGGUGGGUGUGGGGGUCAGAUGGACAGGUGAGGUGACACUGUAGUAAAUACAGAGGCAUCCUGGCGGUUUGCUCAAUGUCACAUCUUGUCAGGGGAGCCAGGACUUCCUAAUAGACCCCCAUCUGAGGACCUUGAAGUUUUUCCUCUUGACCUCACCAGUAAGUUCACACACUGCAAAAAUAAUCCAGCUUUAUUAGUCAUUUAAUCUUGAGUUUUAAAUAUGUUUUUGUCAGUGGACCUGGAAAUAAUAAUAAUAGCAAUCACGAGCGCAGUGAUGGUAGAAAUAAGAUGAGUAUGAGACUAAAUGACUGUAAGAUGGAUAUUUUUGCGGUGCAGAGGUGAAGAACAACUUAGUACCUGUAGGCCUAUGGUAUAUCACUAAUGGACAGUCAAGUAUGGACAGCAGACUGUGUGCCACAGCGCGUCAAAGAUAGCCCACUAUUUGCCUCUACUGCUGCUUACAGCCAGGUAAAAAAGGGCUAUUUCACAAGCCUCUAUGAUUAGGUAACAAGACUAUUGCGCAGCUUGAAAUUUUGCACCAACACACUUAGGUUGGGCUUUCAUCGCAUUUGUGGGAUGCUGUCACACUGCGAGAUCCAUACUUCUUUAUUUGUUUGCAUUCAUAUCAAUGCGUAACUAUAGUGGGUUACCGAAUCCAGUGUCCAUGAAUGCUCUUUGUGAAUUUGGAGAACCACAGCAUUUGUUUUUAUGACAGCACUGUCUGUUGUUGGAAUGAUUCCCUUCGGAAGGGAUAUGUGUACUGUAAAAUAAUGUAUAUUUGAAGAAUAUCCUCAUUUAUAUUAUGAAUAUAUUUGUGACAUAACUUAACAAUAAAUUGUUUAUUCUUUUUCAUUAAGAAGUUUUUCGUUUUGACUGACACUUGCAUGGUGCCUGCUGCACCAAAAUCUGCCUG